This is a messenger RNA of Durotheca rogersii, 1530 nucleotides long. RefSeq lists its product as uncharacterized. The record is from RefSeq and is a predicted model, not a curated record. NCBI's taxonomy places the organism in Eukaryota, Fungi, Ascomycota, Sordariomycetes, Xylariales, Xylariaceae. The coding region runs from base 292 to 1296 and encodes 334 amino acids. The transcript has 2 exons. Gene Ontology annotation, biological process: retrograde vesicle-mediated transport, Golgi to endoplasmic reticulum.
GUCUUUUAGGCAGGGCCGCCCAUCCGGCAUGCCCACCUUAAGUAAACCACUUAAACCACGCAAGUGGCCACCUAAAGUACUUCACCUUCUAAACAACCCAAACGGAAGACGGGUCUGUCUUCAGGUCGUCAAAGUCGAUCAUUUCCGAACCGAGAUACCACCUGCGUGCCUACACGAGUAUAGCUGUCCUCUCGUUACACCGCGCAGCUCUCUCCGACAUUUACCAUCCCAUCCCCCAAUUCAACGAUAGGCCAGUGCUACCAGGCCCUGAACCUGGUCGUCCUCUUGAACAUGACCGAAGGUCUCCAAGCUACAGAAGAUGCGGCAGCCGCGCGUGCCGCCGAGCAAGCUCGCUUACGCAAAGAACGCCGUGAGGCUAAGAUCAAGGCUGGAGGAGCCGCGCGACUGAAUAAGAUCACAGGCCUAGGCGGAGGCGUACAGAGAGAUCCCCCGCCGCAGCCACCACUGGAUUCCAGCGUUCCUCAGGCUACGGCGACGACAUCGUCAUCUCCGGCUGCGAUGGCAACUCCCCCUCCACCUGCCGGUCAACAUGGCGACCCAGAAGAAGUCGAUAUAUCAGAGCAUCACUAUGUGCCACGCACGACCGACCGGUCGCUGGCCAGCAACCUAUCAUCAGAUGACAUCUCAGAGGCGCGCCUGCGAAACAUGAUGCUCGGCCUCGACCGCCCCUCGCUCGCCGGAACCCCGCCACCGGCAGGCCGGGACCCGUUCUUAAGCGGCGGAACACCGCCAUCGAUUCCCGGGAUGGAGGGCAUGGACAAUGAUCCAGUGGUGAAGAUGGUGUCACAGCUGAUGUCGCGCGCGGGCGGUGGUCCAAAUACUGGCAGCGACAAUACCGUGCGGCAGACGGAGCAGGCGGCGGUAGAUAAGCCGUUGGACCUAUGGCGCAUCCUCCACGCCGUAUUCGCAUUUGGUCUCGGUCUAUACGUAGUGCUGUCUACGACGUUCACCGGUACGCUAACAGAACGCGAGCACUCAGCCCUCUCCGCAAAAGAAGGGGCAGAGGUGGAUAGCAUCGAGCGCUCCCGUGUGUACUUUUUCUACGUGUUCUCCGCAGUCGAGGCACUGCUGCUGACGGCACGCUUUUUCCUUGAGGACAAGGGUCAGAAUGCGCAACCCAAGAGCUUGGUGUGGGCCAUGAGUGGAUUCAUCCCGCAGCCGGCGAGAGGCUACGUGCAGCAUGCGCUUAGGUACGGACAGAUAUUGAGUACGGUCAGGAUUGACGCCUUGAUGUGUGUUUUUGUGCUAGGGGUUUGCUCGUGGUGGAGAUCAUGAGAGGGGCAUGGCACAGGGUUUGAGGCAACGAUCAAGAUAGGGGUAUUGGCACGAGGUGACUUUUGAACUACCCGCUCGAGUAUUCGUUUUAACUUCGGAGUUCUAAGGCGCCUACAAUAUUUUCACGAGACACGUUUCAAAGUGCCUAGAGGACCCGAUGGAGUGGGAAGUAUGUUCGUUUAUUCAAGACUGUUUAGCAAUAUGAGACUACACCGAGACUCCCUACCAACUAAC